UCUGCACAUCCUCCAUGAACUCAAAUAUCGCCAUUUUAACUCAGUCACAUAGAGUUAUCGCAGCAAAAAAGCGCGACAAACGAAAUCAGAUCAAGGAAAUUGUAUUCGAUGACGAUGCACGAAGAGAGUUCCUCACUGGAUUUCACAAGCGGAAGGUGGCAAAGAAAGAGGAGGCUAUAAAGAAGGCGAAGCUAAGGGAAAAGCAGGAAAGACUAGACACGCGACGUGAGCAUCGGCGCGCCUUAGCGGAGCGAGCGGCACAGAAUGCUGCGGAGGUUGAGAAGGCAUACGGUGCCACCAUAGAUGGUGAGGAUGAUGAGUACGAGGGGCUGGGCUCCUUGGAGGAUGAAAGGGAGCGGGAGGUAAACGGAGAGUAUGAAGGCGAGGAACAACUUGCUACUGUGACAGUGGUCGAAGAUUUUGAUCCUGCCGACUUCUUACAUGGCCCACCCAUGGCCGGCUCCGCACCUACUGAUCGGUUGGACAUCCCUUCCCCCACGCCCCUGAAGCCAAAAGGGAAGGAGAAAGCCCAAAAUGAUACUUUGAAGCCAAAGCGCAAGGUAAAGAAAAAUGAGAAGACGAAGAGUGUCAGGUAUCAGACGAAGGCGGCACGCUUGGCGGAACGCUCUAAGCAGCGGGCGCGACGCACAGAGAAGGCAGAACGGGCCGGAGGAAAAUCUUCGAGGAAGGGAAAACGCAGAUGAUUUCAGGUUAUUCCCUUGUCAAUCGUGUAUUUUCUCAUUCUACACUGCUUGUAGUACAUUGCAUUCAUUUUCGACAGACAGACUUCGCAUGCAUGAUGUUUCUGUCAUAUGUUCGGAGCAAGUUCGGAGGGGUUGCUAGUUUGAAUGCCGAAACCUCCGGUAUCUCGGCCGUCCUGGCCGGACGUUUAUGAGUUGACCGAC
Molecule: messenger RNA, 905 nt
Organism: Suillus clintonianus
Lineage: Eukaryota; Fungi; Basidiomycota; Agaricomycetes; Boletales; Suillaceae
Product: nucleolar protein 12-domain-containing protein
Exons: 4
Coding region: 15-704 (229 amino acids)
Cellular component (GO): nucleolus
Molecular function (GO): RNA binding
Source: RefSeq, a predicted model, not a curated record